AUAUCUAUUAUAACUUAUAACCAACAUUUUUUUAUAUUAUAAGAUAGUUCACUUCACUUGUUCUCCAGUUACUAGUUUACUAGUUUACUACUAUCUUUAAUCUUAAGUCUUGGCGAUGACCAUUGACUAUGAAAAGUAGUUUUUAUUACUUAAAUACUUAAGUCUAGACUCUGAUAGUUUGUUCUAGAAUACUAUAAGUCGUAACCAUUCAUAUUUAAUAUUUAGUAGAAUUGAUUGCUGGUGUGAAAGUCAAUUGUUACAUCAAUUAUGUCUUCGAUAACAAAUCGUCGGAACAUUUUACAGUUGAUGAGGGAUCGAGAAUUGAACGAUCACAUCCGCACAAAGUAUGCAUUAAAAAGUAAUUUGAAUUACAAAUGUAUUUCAAAACUUGGAUUACUUGCUCAAUUAGAAGGACAUCAAGGAUGUGUUAAUUGCCUACAAUGGAAUGAAAGUGGAAGUACCUUAGCAUCAGCAUCUGACGACUAUCAAGUAAUACUAUGGGAUCCAUUUUUACAAAAAGUUAAAACUACUAUUAAGACUUUACACCGUGGCAACAUAUUUUCUGUUAAGUUUAUACCUAGUUGUAAUGAUGAUAUAGUUGCAACUGGAGCUGGUGAUUGGAGUUCACAUACAUAUAAUGUAACAACAGGUCAACAAUUAAGCAAUUGUAUUUGUUCUCAAGGAAGAAUUAAACGUCUGGCUGUAGCUAAUGAUACACCAAGUGUUUAUUGGAGUGCCUCAGAGGAUGGAUGUAUUAGCCAACAUGAUAUGAGAAUGAAUCAUGAGUGUCCUAAUGAUAAAUCUAAAAUUACUUUGGUAUCGGUGUAUGGUAGUUCGGGAAAAAAAAUUGAAGCUAAAUGUUUAGAUAUAAACCAACUUAAAACUGAGCAGCUUGCAGUUGGUGCUAAUGAUCAAUAUGUAAGAUUAUAUGACCGUAGAAUGAUUCGUUCAUUGUCAUCAUUUACUGUAAAAUAUACAAAUCCAAGUAAUUCUUCAGACUUUAUUUUGGUAUGUACUGAUGGUAAUGCAACUGAAGCAUUAAAUAAACUUCAAUCUACACUUCAAUAUUUUGUACCGGGUCACAUUCACACAUACAACAAUGAAGUGUUGCCCAAAAAACAAAAAAGUUAUGUUAUUACUUAUUUGACUUUUAGUCCUGAUGGACAAGAGCUGUUAGUUAAUUAUGGUGGUGAAUAUGUAUAUCUAUAUAACUUAUUGGAUCAAGCUGAUAAUGCAUUUUUCAAUAUCCCUAAAGUUAUGAAAGCUCCUCGAGAAAACGGAGAAGGUUCUUCUUUAGAUUUAAUAGAUGAACCAGUUCCUGUUCCCCAUUUGACACUACCAGAUAAAGUAGAACAAUUAAAAUUGAAGGCAAAUUAUUUAUUUGAAAAAGAAGAUUACACUGCUGCCAUUAUCCUUUAUAAUGAAGCUAUAGAUAUUCAUAAAUGUAGUGUAUUAUUUUCAAAUAGAGCUGCAGCUUACAUUAAAAGAAAGUGGCAUGGGGACUACUAUGCAGCACUUAAAGAUUGUAUAACUGCAUUAGAACUGGAGCCUAAUCACAUGAAAGCACACUUUCGUUUAGCAGUAUGCCUAUACGAACUGGGCAAGUUAAAAGAUUCUAAAAAAUAUUUAGAUCAGUUUACAGUUAAAUACCCAUCAUAUAAAACUAGUGCCGCCUACAAAUGUCUUCAAAGUGAUUUAUUAAAAGUAGAAACUUCAAAUAAAGAAAGAAUUGCAAAACAAAAAAUGCAUGAUGCAGCAGGUUCUGCGGUAAAUUAUGUUGAAGUUAUACAGGUCGAACAAACCCAAAAGAAGACCUUUGAGAAAUACUUUAGUAGUCGCUCAAAAGAUUAUCAUCGUAGAUAUUAUGGGCAUUGUAAUACAUCUACUGACAUCAAAGAAGCUAAUUUUUUUGGAAAUCAAAAUCAAUUCAUAGUAGCUGGAUCAGAUGAUGGUUUAUUUUUUGUGUGGGAAAAAAAUACAGAGAAUAAUUUACUUAUAUUGAAAGGUGAUAGUUCAAUCGUAAAUUGUGUACAACCGCAUCCUUCAGAGUUUAUGCUGGCAACUAGUGGUAUUGAUAAUGAAGUCAAAUUAUGGAGUCCAUUAUCAGAUGAUGUGGACAACAUGUUUAUAAUAGAAGAUUAUAAUGGAACAGCUACAAUAAACCAAAGACGUAUGAUGGCUGAUCCGUUUGAAGUAAUAUUGCGCAAUAUGAGAAGAACUACAUCUGAUGGACCUGAAACUAUUGACUUGGACGCUAUACGUGAUCAAUUUGGAAUUGAUCCAUUAUCUGAUGAUUUUAAUGAUUGUCGAAUGAGUUGAUAAAAAAUUAUUUAUGUCCAACUUUAAUUCAAUAUCAUUUACUUCUGGCAAACUCAUAUCGCCAAUCUGAAAUAAAAUAUGUAUAAUAAAUUAUAUUUAAGUAUGCAUCAAAUAGUAU
Messenger RNA from Melanaphis sacchari, 2437 nucleotides. Its product is annotated as WD and tetratricopeptide repeats protein 1-like. The transcript has 12 exons. The record is from RefSeq and is a predicted model, not a curated record. Bases 268 to 2319 code for a protein of 683 amino acids. Gene Ontology annotation, molecular function: protein binding. Lineage: Eukaryota; Metazoa; Arthropoda; Insecta; Hemiptera; Aphididae. Gene Ontology annotation, biological process: negative regulation of fatty acid biosynthetic process. Gene Ontology annotation, cellular component: cytoplasm; Cul4-RING E3 ubiquitin ligase complex.